This is a messenger RNA of Acanthoscelides obtectus, 858 nucleotides long. NCBI's taxonomy places the organism in Eukaryota, Metazoa, Arthropoda, Insecta, Coleoptera, Chrysomelidae. The record is from the annotation of a GenBank genome assembly.
AUGGCACCUGAUGUGGAAGUAUGCAUAGUAUGUAGUGAUAACUUUAUAGUGUGCACGAAAAUAGUAAAGUGUGGCCUUUGCAAGCUUAAAUUCCAUACGUCAUGCGUAUCUGUGAGAGACAGCUGGUUAAAAAUCUUUUCAGAAUGCGAAAAUAUAUUUUGGCUUUGCGACGAUUGUAAAUGCUCCUUGCAGUCAGUCAGUAAUGAGACAAAAACUGACAUAACAUUAUUGAGAAAAGAGUUGGAAAGCGUCAAUCGAGAAUUGGAUUCAACUAAAAAACUUUUAACUAAUCUCGAAUACACUGUACAGUUGCAAAAAUCCCUGCUGAAGUCGUACGAAGAACGUGAACCUGCAAAAUCUCAAGCAUGUGGUAGUAGCCAGGUCAACGUACAUCAACCUGGUCUUCUUUUUAGUGAUAUAGUAAAACAGAAGAAUAUUGACAACUCAUCUGUUCUUUUGGUUCAAUCUGUUGGUAGCAACACCUCCGACACAAGUAAAGUGUUAGAUGACAUAAAAUCAUCUGUCAAUUUGGCCAGCAUGAAUAUAUGUGAGGUGUUAUCUGACGAAAAUGACGAUCAGCCGUUUGGUGAAUCGUCAGACGAAUACGUUCCAAGUAGCGAUGAUGAAUCCGACGAUUUUACUGAAAAACCACUGUUACUGAAACGCACCAAUGUACAUGCAACUUUACCACAGCCAAGCUGCUCAAAUAUACCAGAUAAUCAGGAUUUGGUCAUGGAAACAAUUAUUGAACAGGUUAUUCAGAACAAUAUUGGUUCAAGUAGUAGUGACGAAGAAUCUAUCGAUGAUGACCAGCUGAUUUGGAUCGAAUUUGAAGCAUUUCGUGUUCACGGAACUUAA